This is a messenger RNA of Rhizophagus irregularis DAOM 181602=DAOM 197198, 995 nucleotides long. Lineage: Eukaryota; Fungi; Glomeromycota; Glomeromycetes; Glomerales; Glomeraceae. The record is from RefSeq and is a predicted model, not a curated record.
AAGGAAUUCUCGUGGAAUUAUUUGAUUUUUUCGCAAUGACUAUGGAAGUUUCUCAUAUAAAUCACGUCCAUCCAAGACGAAUUCUAAAAUCAAUGUCACUUCACUUAUUUAAUGAAUCACUUUCAAAAUCUUAUGAAAAUUUUCAUUUAGCUUAUCAAGAUUGGUUAAAAUAUUCAAAUGCAUUAACUCAUCUAUUUUUGGCUUAUAUGAGGGAAAGAUCUUAUUCAACUAAUUUACCUGAUAGGUUAAAUAUAUUAUUAAAAGAUUAUGUUGAAUGUAGGGAGAAAUGUAUAAGAAAUAGUGUUACUAAUGAAUAUGGAAAUGAAAUUAUUUUUAAGGAACAUAUUUUACCUGAUAUUACUAUGGAAAAUUUAGAUGACGCUAUUAUAUCAAUGGAACAAUUUGAUAUUAAUCCUAUCCAAAGAUCAAGCAUGUUAAAAAGAAAUGUUAAAAAAAUUCAGAAAAAGAUCAGCAGAAGAUUCAGAAAUUCUUUUUAUCCAACAUUUCCCGAAAAAUUUAUCUUAAAACGUAAAGAAAAUAUUAAACCUUCUUCUUUCCCUAAUAUAACUAAGAUUGAUGAUCCAGAAACUGUCGAAAUUAAAUGGGAUGAGUUACAAAGUAGAGGUUUAUAUAUAUUAUCUGAAGAAGCUUUGAAAUUAUUAUUUAUUUAUGAUAAUUUUAGAUUUACUAAUUUUGAAAAUAGAAAGAAUAAAAAAAUAGAAAAAAAUGAACGAUAUAAUAUAUCAGGUCCAUUGGAAUUCAUUAAUGAUCCGAUAAAUAAUGAUGUUAAGAAUGUUUAUUCAAUUUAUUCAGUUGAUAAUGAAAAUAUUGAAUGUAAUGAUUUUAUAAAAGAAGAAUUUCAUGAUUCAAUAAUCAGCAAUUCAAAUAUAUUCAGUUCAACUUCAACACUUAACCCUUCUGAUAAUGGAACUAAUUCAACAACUAUUGAGUAUAAUAAAAUUAUGACUUCAAAUGAGAUAGAAGAACGAAAAAAA